AUGUCUACAGCUACCCGCACCAAAGUUGCUGGGAAUCGUGACUUGGAUGACGAGGCUGUUGCCAGUCUGCUCCGAGCUGUGAAGACGAUUGCCGCAAAAGAAGUAGAAGUAGUAGAUCCCGUUGCAAAAUUGAAUUUGCUGGAUCGUAGUCCUCAAAGACGGCAUUGCGCCCCGACGAGCCCAAUGCUACGAGGAAGAAGCAUCUCUUUUGCUACCGAAGAGUUGACACGUGACCCAUCAGCCAGAGCUUCUGCCUCCUCACCUCUUCUGUCGCCAUCGUCAAUUUCGCCCGUGAGACCACAACCAAGAGCUGUUGUGCCAGAUUUGAUAGAACACCAUGAUUGGUCCAAACGUGUUGGGUCUUACAAAGAAUCACUUCAACAAACAAUAAAAAAGCGGAAGGAUGGUAGUUUUGUUGGCCAAAUUCCAAGAGCAAAAGUCCGGGCAACCCUUCGACGAAAGUUUUCAUGGAAACUAUACCCAGAGUUGGAGCACUAUUUGUUGCAGAAAAAGAGAGCUUAUUUUGAAUUCUCGUCCCGUAACUACACUCCAGAACAGAGAAGAUUCAACAACACCUUGACUCGGGAGCUACUGGACCUUGCGUCCAGUCAGGGAUUUGCAUUUGAGAGUUUCACUUUUGCCAUGGUACGAGAUCGCAUACGCUGCUACUACAAAAGCUACUCCCAGUCGAUGAAAAAGAAAAUGAGAAAAUAA
Cylindrotheca closterium is the source of this 714-nucleotide messenger RNA. The record is from the annotation of a GenBank genome assembly. Lineage: Eukaryota; Bacillariophyta; Bacillariophyceae; Bacillariales; Bacillariaceae.